GGAGCCACGGCUGCCACCACUACUACUACCGCUGCUGCUGUCCAGCGCCACCCGUCCCGCCUCGAAGGACAACUCCGCUCCACGCACCCCACGCGAGAUUUUUAAUUUUAUUCCUUAAACUCUCACCUGAGAAUCUUCCCUCUCUUCUCUUCCACCCUCCCUCCGAUUCUUCAAAACUGGGAAGGAAAAGACGACUCGAAGGAGGAGAAGUGAGGAACAGCAAAAUGAUGCUCCAACACCCUGGCCAGGUGUCUGCUUCGGAAGUCAGUGCCACUGCCAUGGUCCCAUGCCUGUCUCCUUCUGUGUCCCUGGGUUUUGAAGACUUCACAAAUCUAACUCCGCUGGUGAAAGAAGAAUUGAGAUUUGCCAUCCAGAACAAGUGCCUGUCGCACAGGAUGUCCUCCACGCUGGACACAGUCAUGGUUUCGGACAGACCUGGGGAAAUGUCUGUUUUGAAAGCAGAGUGUGCGCCUGAAGAUGAAAGGAAAAGGCGACGGAGGGAGAGGAACAAGAUUGCAGCAGCCAAGUGUCGAAACAAAAAGAAGGAGAAGACUGAAUGUCUCCAGAAGGAAUCGGAAAAGCUGGAAACCAUCAAUGCAGAACUGAAGGCUCAGAUUGAGGAGCUGAAGAACGAGAAGCAGCAUUUGAUCUACAUGCUUAAUCUGCACAGGCCCACCUGCAUCGUCCGGGCCCAGAACGGCAGGACGCCGGAGGACGAAAGGAACCUCUUCAUUCAGCAGAUAAAAGAAGGAACCUUGCAAGGCUAAGUGACAAUGCUAGGUGCCCUUAGGGCGUGCCUCUGACACCAAAAAAUUAAACCCCAGCACAUCACCCCAAGCCAGAAGCCAUAGAGAAGGUAUCUUGGUAUUUGUGGUCUCCCAUUGGUCGAGAAAAGGCAGAGGAGAUGACAUUGCUAAGAAGAAAAGACUUGCGCUAGCUUAGCUGUGAUUCAGGUUUUAGUAUCUGCCAUACUUGCUGUUCCUAGAAGCCGUACAGCUACAGACUUGUUAAACCCCUGAUGGCAUGUGGUACUUGCACUUGAGUAGAACACUAGGACUUGCCGUAAUGCACAUCUUAUGGACAGCCAAGCUGAAUGGACCCCCCCCCCAUUUGUCCUUGAUUGGGGUAGGAAGUGUUAGAUAGCGUGGGCUGUUCGUUUCUUUUGCUUUGUACUUUCAAAAGAAAGAGGUUGGCAACUUCCAGAAUGCUGCUUUCAAUUCCGAAAGGCAUUGCGAUGUAACGGGAAUUACUGUGUUUCUAUAUCCGAGUGCAAUGUUUUUUAAACCGAGCUUUACGCUCUCUUUGUAUUGUUGUUUUCACGGAAGCCUUUCUGUGGGUUUUUUGAUGACUCACAUUGGGGGGUGAUUUGUGGGUGAUAUGACAGGCAUCAGCUUCUGUAAAAAAGA
Messenger RNA from Lacerta agilis (Sand lizard), 1406 nucleotides. RefSeq names its product activating transcription factor 3 (gene ATF3). Bases 225 to 767 code for a protein of 180 amino acids. The record is from RefSeq and is a predicted model, not a curated record. Gene Ontology annotation, molecular function: DNA-binding transcription factor activity, RNA polymerase II-specific; RNA polymerase II cis-regulatory region sequence-specific DNA binding. Lineage: Eukaryota; Metazoa; Chordata; Lepidosauria; Squamata; Lacertidae. Gene Ontology annotation, cellular component: nucleus. The transcript is spliced from 4 exons. Gene Ontology annotation, biological process: regulation of transcription by RNA polymerase II.